This is a messenger RNA of Phalaenopsis equestris, 1083 nucleotides long. Its product is annotated as 60S ribosomal protein L8. The record is from RefSeq and is a predicted model, not a curated record. Gene Ontology annotation, cellular component: cytosolic large ribosomal subunit; ribosome. The transcript is spliced from 2 exons. Gene Ontology annotation, biological process: cytoplasmic translation. Lineage: Eukaryota; Viridiplantae; Streptophyta; Magnoliopsida; Asparagales; Orchidaceae. Gene Ontology annotation, molecular function: RNA binding; structural constituent of ribosome. Bases 63 to 848 code for a protein of 261 amino acids.
AGCCGCCUCGCUUUUCUCCCUCCUCUCAACUCCGCCUAUCCUUCUUCCUCGUCUUAGCCGCCAUGGGUAGAGUGAUCCGAGCUCAAAGGAAGGGUGCGGGUUCAGUUUUCCGAUCGCAUACCCACCAUCGCAAAGGCCCGGCUCGUUUCCGCAGCCUCGACUUCAGCGAGCGUAAUGGAUAUCUUAAGGGCGUGGUCACCGACAUCAUCCACGACCCUGGACGCGGUGCGCCGCUUGCCCGCGUAACCUUCCGCCAUCCAUUCCGUUACAAGCACCAGAAGGAGCUCUUUGUCGCGGCUGAGGGCAUGUACACGGGGCAAUUCGUGUACUGCGGUCGCAAAGCGUCUCUCAUGGUCGGUAAUGUUCUUCCUCUUCGCUCCAUCCCUGAGGGCGCUGUCGUAUGCAACGUCGAGCACCAUGUUGGAGAUCGUGGAAUGCUCGCGAGGGCGUCUGGGGACUACGCUAUUGUAAUCAGCCAUAACCCCGAUAAUGGCACCAGUAGGAUUAAACUCCCAUCUGGAGCAAAAAAAAUCGUCCCAAGUGGCUGCCGUGCAAUGAUUGGGCAAGUUGCUGGUGGCGGUCGAACUGAAAAGCCUCUUCUGAAAGCAGGUAACGCCUAUCACAAAUACAGAGUGAAGAGAAACUGCUGGCCCAAGGUUCGUGGUGUUGCUAUGAACCCAGUCGAACAUCCCCAUGGAGGAGGAAACCACCAGCAUAUUGGGCAUGCCUCCACCGUCCGCCGCGAUGCUCCACCUGGACAGAAGGUUGGUCUUAUUGCUGCGAGAAGAACUGGGAGACUCAGAGGGCAGGCUGCUGCUACAGCUGCAAAGGCAGAUAAGGGUUCUUAGAUGAUCAACUUAUUCUCUCUUAGUUUUAUUUGUUUUUGUUUCGUGUCCGUAGGUUUCUGUAUCGAUGUAUUGGUGAAGUUGAAGAAGUCUUUAUUGGGUGAGGACAGUUUUUCUAAUUUAUUUAUGUUUUAUGUUUGUCAUUUCUUCGGUGUUUUUCUUCUGUAUUUGACAAUUAUUUUGGAAUCUGAGAGCUGAACUUUGUUUGUUUGUGUUUAUUUAAAAUGGGUAUACUGCA